Molecule: messenger RNA, 1544 nt
Organism: Hevea brasiliensis (rubber tree)
Lineage: Eukaryota; Viridiplantae; Streptophyta; Magnoliopsida; Malpighiales; Euphorbiaceae
Product: heat stress transcription factor A-8
Exons: 2
Coding region: 149-1168 (339 amino acids)
Biological process (GO): regulation of transcription by RNA polymerase II
Cellular component (GO): nucleus
Molecular function (GO): RNA polymerase II cis-regulatory region sequence-specific DNA binding; DNA-binding transcription factor activity
Source: RefSeq, a predicted model, not a curated record
CCCUUCUCUAGUUCUCUUUCUCCGCUUCAUGUAUGUAUAUCCUAUGAUUGCUUGACUCCAAAGACUUUGCAAGGGUACACCCCAUUUUCUGUUUCUUUCUGCCUCAGAAUUCUCUUGAUUUUGUGGGUUCUGUAACCAUCAUUAACACAUGGUGAAAUCAGGAGAUGGUGGGUCUCUAUCAGUGGCUCCUUUUCUUAAAAAAUGCUACGAUAUGGUAGAUGAUGAGUCCACAAAUUCGAUUAUUUCAUGGAGCCAAAAUAAUGAUAGCUUCAUUAUAUGGGAUAUAACUGAAUUUUCUAUUCAAUUGCUGCCCAAGUACUUCAAGCACAGCAAUUCUUCUAGCUUUAUCAGGCAGCUUAAUAUCUAUGGCUUCAGGAAAAUUGAUACAGAUCGCUGGGAGUUUGCAAAUGAUGGAUUUAUCAGAAAUCAAAAACAAUUGUUAAAGAACAUCUCCAGAAGAAAACAUUCUCAAUUCACUGUCAAUCAAAAAGAAUUGCAGCAGCAGGAUAGCUCAGUUGAGCCUUUUGGCAAAACUGAAAAUGAGGGGCUAUGGAAGAAAAUUGAGAAUCUGAAGACUGACAAAAAUGCACUGAUGCAGGAGUUGAUUAAUCUUAGGCAGCACCAGGAAAAUGCAGAUAAUAACUUACUCCUCUUGAGAGAUAAAGUUCAAGGAAUGGAAAAAAAUCAGCAGCAGAUGCUGUCAUUUUUAGUUAUGGUAAUGCAAUGUCCAGGAUUUCUGGUUCAGUUGCUUCACCCCAAAGAGAACAACUGGCGGAUGGCUGAACCAGGAAGCAUAGUGGAACAAGGUGCAGAUGAAGAACAAUUAGCUUCUGAUGGGAUGAUAAUAAGGUACCAGCCACCACAAAUGAAUGAGAUGCCUACACCUAUGGUUUCAGAAAAACCAGAAGAAUCUAACACUUUUUCUGAUGGGAAAGAUUCUUUCUUGAGUCCUGAUUUUAUGAAAUUGCUUAUGGAUGAAAAUUCAUCUUUGUUUGAAAAUCAUGCCCCAUUUAUUCCACCGGAAUUAUAUGAUGAUGGUGCAUGGGAAAAGCUUUUUUUAGCCAGUCCUUUCUUACAGAAUGUUGAUGAUACCAAACAAGACACGGAAAGGACUACUGAUACUGAAAAUGAAAUUGGAACAGCAGUGCAUGGAACCCAGGUUGAGUAGAUGGUGAGAUCAGGAAAUUCUGGAUUUCUAACAGAAGAAAUAGAUAAAUCUAAGAGCUUGGAGUACAAAUCACUGGCUCAUGGGCCUCAUUCAGAGAAGUCUGAGAACUUGGAAAUUCGAACCUAGCAAAUGGCUCUUUUGGCAUCAGAAAUCAACCAAAAACGUGGAUUAUACUAGAACAAUACCUAGAAAAUUGUUAUAUAGAUAAAUUAUGUAGUCUUCUGCAUGGGCAAAUUCUGACAAAACAAUGUAAGUUGGUUCUCUUCUUCUUUCCAACCUAUCAAAGGACAUUAUAAGUUAUUUGAUAGUUAUGAUGGGGCCAACUUAUUUAUUUGUUACCUUAAUGCAAACGAAAGUAAUUGGGGUUAUUUUUUUU